Messenger RNA from Kluyveromyces marxianus DMKU3-1042, 831 nucleotides. RefSeq names its product acetate uptake transporter family protein (gene ADY2). Gene Ontology annotation, molecular function: acetate transmembrane transporter activity. Bases 1 to 831 code for a protein of 276 amino acids. The record is from RefSeq and is a predicted model, not a curated record. NCBI's taxonomy places the organism in Eukaryota, Fungi, Ascomycota, Saccharomycetes, Saccharomycetales, Saccharomycetaceae. The transcript has a single exon. Gene Ontology annotation, cellular component: plasma membrane.
AUGACAGACCAAUCUAGCUCAGAAAAGACCAACAGACAAGAGUUUGUAGAAAACCGUCAUAGAAGAUUUGAUUCGCAAGACCCGGCUCUUUACCACGAUGAUAUUGAGCUUCAAAGGGUAGAAACUGGUGGAGAAAACCAUGAGUUUAUUUUCAUUGGGCGCCAGAAAUUUUUGAAAGAUGAGUUGUAUUCGGCUUUCGGUGGUACUUUGAAUCCAGGUUUAGCACCACCUUCUACACACAAAUUCGCCAACCCAGCUCCACUAGGAUUGUCUGCGUUUGCUUUGACGACGUUUGUGUUGUCCAUGUUCAAUGCCCAGGCGAUGGGAAUUAAGAUUCCCAAUGUUGUUGUCGGAUUGGCGGCAUUCUAUGGAGGUUUAGUGCAGAUUAUUGCUGGAAUUUGGGAAAUCGCAUUGGAGAACACAUUUGGUGGUACUGCAUUGUCGUCUUUUGGCGGUUUCUGGUUGUCAUUUUCGACUCUCUACAUUCCUUGGUUUGGUAUUUCCAAGGCGUAUGAGGAGUUUCCAGAUCAAUUCCACUCUGCAGUUGGGUUCUUUUUGCUUGGAUGGACAAUUUUCACGGCUGGGUUGACGCUCUGUACCAUGAAGUCCACCGUGGCCUUUUUCUCGCUAUUUUUCUUAUUGACGAUUACGUUCUUGCUAUUGUCGAUUGGAAGCUUUACGCAAAAGACUGGCGUCACUAGGGCUGGAGGUGUUCUUGGAGUUGUCGUAGCGUUCAUCGCAUGGUACGAUGCAUUCGCAGGUGUGGCCACCAGGGAGAACUCGUACAUCACCGUGCGUCCAUUCGCAUUGCCAAGAUUGAAGGGUCACUAA